Phlebotomus argentipes is the source of this 735-nucleotide messenger RNA. RefSeq names its product RWD domain-containing protein 4. Bases 99 to 671 code for a protein of 190 amino acids. The transcript is spliced from 2 exons. The record is from RefSeq and is a predicted model, not a curated record. Gene Ontology annotation, molecular function: protein binding. NCBI's taxonomy places the organism in Eukaryota, Metazoa, Arthropoda, Insecta, Diptera, Psychodidae.
GCCGAUGAAUUCUGGACAUUCUUUUGCAGGUCUUUUGACAGAUUUGAAGUGUGUUUUGGUGGUUUUCGCGAGGAAUACAAGAGUUUCUGGACGUGAAAAUGAGUGCCAAAGAGCUCCAGGAUGAGGAAGCUGAGGCUCUACUCUCAAUCUAUGAGACUGAUCAUGCUUUCAAGCAGAUCAAUCCAACGACAUAUCAGUAUAAGUAUGGCGAGGAGGACACGAGCAAUUCCUUCCUGGUGGAGUUAGUGUGGACGACAGAGUAUCCAAAUGAGGCGCCACAGAUGAAUCUGGACACAUUCUACAAUCGGAAUCUGGUGGCGUGCGUGAAGGAGAACAUCUUGAAGGUGCUGACGGAAGAGGCGCAGCAGUGGCUGGGCUGUGGCAUGACUUACACGCUGUUUGAGUGUCUGAAGGAGCGCACGGCGGAGCUGACGGCUGCCCAGCCGGAGAUCACGCAGCGCCAGAGUGUGGCGGAAGUGACGGAGGAAGUGGAGAGACUGGAAGUGACGAAGGCGCCCAAGAAGGAACAUCUGACGAAGGCACAGAAGCGCCGACAGUGGGAGAGAACAGAUCACAAGGGUGAUCGUCCGCGGGGGUGGAAUUGGGUGGACAUCAUUCGUCAUCUGUCGCAAACUGGAGGGAAAUCUCAAGACACCAAUCCUCAAACGUAGACUUCGUCGUUGCAACUUUGCGUUCAUACCAUUUAUAAUAAGCUGUAAUAAAUAUGAUUUCAAG